AGCUUCCUCGCGCCAAUCGGAAGUAUUGGAGAGUGGGCCUGUUGGUCGGAGGUCGGCUACGGAGCCAUGAAUAUUUUGCCCAAGAAGAGCUGGCACGUCCGGAACAAGGACAAUGUCGCCCGCGUGCGGCGCGACGAGGCCCAGGCCCGGGAGGAGGAGAAGGAGCGUGAGCGGAGGGUGUUGCUCGCUCAGCAAGAGGUAAGCCUGGGGCUGGCCCGGAAGCACGGAGGGCCUGCCGGUCACUCGCUGUCAGGCGCGGGUCAGUGUUUGGCGAUGUUUCGCUACAAAUCCUUUGCUAACUUCCAUGAAAUCUUCCUAGAUUUCCCCACUGGUGUAGUUGAAACUGCCUGCCUACCAGCCCGUCGUCUCUCUGAACCCAGGCCCUGGCUUUCCCUACUGCCACAUCUAGGGCUCUCAGAGGGACUGAAAAGACUAUUGUGUUUCUCGCCCCCACAGGAGAGGCAAGAGAAAGCACUAGGCAUCCUGACGUACUUGGGCCAGAGUGCAGCAGAGGCCCAAACUCAACCUCCUUGGUACCAGCUCCCCCCAGGGAAAGGGGGCUGCCCUCCAGGCCCAAGCCCAGAUGAGAAGAUCAAGAAUCGGUUGGACCCAUUGAGGGAGAUGCAGAAGCACCUGGGAAAGAAAAGGCACAGCAGCGAAAGCCGUCCUUCUAGAGAGGAGAGGCCUCAGAAACAACGGCCCCGAGAGCCACCUUCCCUACAAGAGCUCCGAGCUGAGCGUCUUCAGCGAGAAGCAGCUGAGAGGGCUAGAACAGAGGCCCUGCUGGCCCGUGUACAAGGCCGAGCAUCCCAACAAGGUCAGGUGGAAGUGGAAGAGACAGAUGAACGGAGGCGGCGGUACAACUCCCAGUUCAACCCUCAGCUGGCCCGGCGCCCACGCCAGCAGAACCCCACUCCUGCCCACUAACUCUUGGGGGAAUAGGAGAGGCUGCAGCUGCCAGCCGUCAUAUAAAACUAUUUAUUCAUAAAUAUUUUCCAAAAUGAAAAUAGGUUUACCAAAAAAUGUCCCUCACUGGGGAGGGGAGGAGGGGGCAACUCUCACCCCCAGGCCCCCAGGGUAGGGCAGAGAGGAAGAGAAAACCUCCCUGCCCUUUCCCUGCUCCUGGAGGGGAGGGUGCCCCAUGGCCUUGGGCCUCCCCCAGUCUUCCAGGGCAGGGCCCUCACCUGGGCAGGGGGAUCAGCAUGCGGGGGGGAGGGGUCAGGUAGAGGGGGCCGGUGUCACUGGAGGUCCCGGUCCUCCAGGUAGCGGUACUCAAAGGUGAAGCCUUCCUUCUUCCGCUGGCCCCACUUCUCGUAGUCAAAGUAGAUGUAGGUGCCCUGGCCGGGGAAGAAGGUGGUCAGUGAGUGGACGAGGAGGGGAGCUGAGAUCUGGGCCAGGCAGAUGACAAAAGAGGCAGUUGUCAGGUACAUGGAGGUGCCAGUCUGAUUGUUGUACAUGCUUGCACUAUUAUGCUCCACCCUUGGUGGUUGUAGAGUGGUGAAGGGGAGACAAAGAGGGCAAGCCCCCGGUGGGCCUGCAGGCUUUCUCUACAGCUUUGGAGGACACAGCCAUGAGGCCCACAUUAUGUUCAGACCCCGAGGAAUGGGGACAACAGGUGGCCCACAAUGUAACAGAUGUACAGCAUCCAUAUCCAAGUGCUCUACAGUGACACACACUUCAUUGUAACUGAGAUUCUAGGACUCAGUGCCCUGAGAUGUAUUCGAGGACCAAACCAGGAAAGGACAACAAGUCUGAAAUCGAGGUUGGCAGCAAAAGAAAGAAGCUGAGUCAAGUGUCUGAAAUGCUUCAACAUGGUCUGGAAGAAUGUAGGAAAUGGAGUAGAGUUCUGUAAGAAUGGGGACCAGUGAAGGCCAGCUUGGCACCCGGAAGUGUAGGUGGGGAAAUGUGUACAGGGGAAGCCACCAUGGAACACACCAACUGAAAGCAAUUAAAAAGAAAUCCAUGACGCUCACUGUA
This is a messenger RNA of Alexandromys fortis (reed vole), 1977 nucleotides long. RefSeq names its product leukocyte receptor cluster member 1 (gene Leng1). The record is from RefSeq and is a predicted model, not a curated record. Bases 67 to 927 code for a protein of 286 amino acids. The transcript is spliced from 3 exons. NCBI's taxonomy places the organism in Eukaryota, Metazoa, Chordata, Mammalia, Rodentia, Cricetidae.